This is a messenger RNA of Nymphalis io (European peacock), 1005 nucleotides long. Its product is annotated as phosphatidylethanolamine-binding protein homolog F40A3.3-like. Lineage: Eukaryota; Metazoa; Arthropoda; Insecta; Lepidoptera; Nymphalidae. The record is from RefSeq and is a predicted model, not a curated record. The coding region runs from base 127 to 714 and encodes 195 amino acids. The transcript has 5 exons.
GUCUAAUUGACCGGCUUACAAAAUAGCAGUGGUUGAGUAGUGAUAAGUCAUAUUGUGUUAAUACUAUUUACUUACGAUUUUCGUGUUCGAUAUUAACAUUUCAACAGUCUCUAGACAGAGAGCACUAUGGUCAAUUUUAGGGUGCUAGCGAGAGCGAUGUCGUCUGUGGCGAAAGCGUUCGAAGGGCAUGGCGUGGUGCCUGAUGUCGUUCCCAAAGCACCUACGUGUGACAUCAAGGUGAAAUAUCCAAGCGGCGUUGAAGUAAAUUUGGGCAAUGAACUCACUCCCACGCAAGUGAAGGAUGUGCCAUCCGUGACGUGGAAUGCGAAACCUGACAGCUACUACGUGCUCGCCAUGACGGACCCAGACGCGCCGUCCCGAAAAGAGCCCAAGUUCCGCGAAUGGCACCACUGGCUGGUCGGCAAUAUUCCCGGAAACAACGUGGCCGCAGGCGAGACGCUCUCCCAGUACGUUGGUUCUGGACCCCCGCCUGAGACUGGCCUUCACCGUUACGUGUUCCUCGUAUACGAACAGCCUGGAAAGCUGACGUUUGACGAGCCUCGUCUUACUAACAGAUCUGCCGAUAAUCGUGGUGGAUUCUCCAUUGCUAAAUUCGCUGCGAAAUACAAACUCGGCGAUCCCAUCGAAGGGAACUUCUACCAAGCCGAAUACGAUGACUAUGUACCCAUUCUGUAUAAACAACUGGGAGGCUAAACGUCAAAAACACAUCCUGUAUAGUUUGUUAAUAUUUAAUUCCUGUGAAAUAUAUCUAUUGUAUCUGCUUUUAAAAAGUAGUAUGAUUUUACAUCAUGCUAUACAGGUGAUGUUAAAUAUGAGCUUGGAUUUUCAAGACUGAAAUGAACAAAGUUGUUAAAGUGAAAUGAACAUUACUUGAAUAUAAUCAAGAUACAUCAAAUCCGAACUCAUUGGAAGCGAUUUAAUUGCAUAUAAUGUAUAUUUAGCUCGUAAGAUUACCUUCCAUAAUAAAAUAUACAUUUCAUCUCG